This is a messenger RNA of Phytomonas sp. EM1, 2190 nucleotides long. Lineage: Eukaryota; Euglenozoa; Kinetoplastea; Trypanosomatida; Trypanosomatidae. The record is from the annotation of a GenBank genome assembly.
AUGAGUGCAUUUAGGUUGCACACAUUUCCGGAGCGAUUCAGCGAUCCUAAUCAAGCAAAGGUCCAUGAGCCUCUUUCUAACUCAAGCAGUCCGGAUCGCCAUGACACUUGGGGCUGCAUAGAUUACCCUGACGGCACGAUAUACGAGGGUCGGUGCCUGCAAGGCAAUCCUGACGGCCAUGGGAUAUGCUACUACGCUUCGGGUGAUAUAUUUGUGGGCCAGUUCAGCAAGGGGAGCAUCAGUGGCGAUGGGACUGUUUUUUUCAAAUCCGGGGGCUUUUUCGUUGGCGAGUUCCGUGAUGUCAGCACCUACAGGGGUCUGUAUGGGAAGAACGGCUGCGAGGUGUGGGGGGUAUGGGAAGGCGGCCGCUGUAUCGAUGCACAUUGCGUGGUCGUAUCGGAAAAGUUACAGCAGAGACAUGCAUCACUCUUUUCGUCUGUUUUAUUCUGCAUACACCAUCAUUUUUCCGACUACAGGUUCCAUAUUUCGCACUCCAAAGGACCUAUCGGGUCGAUCCCAAGCUCCAAAAUGCUGCAAACUAUUUUGCCCAUUCCACAUCCCACGGACUCCCGUCUUCUCUCGUCUAACUCUUUUACGCUGGCGGGCUCUCCCUUAUCGAACAAGAAUCUCCACAAUGAGUGCAACAACACUGCUCCAGAUAGUGGGACGUUAAGGAACCUGACUCCGAACACCACGGGCGUAGCUGCCAGCAAAUCUUUAGUGCUUAAAACGACAUGUGAGCACUGCAACGAGGGUGGAGGUGGGAAUGACAGGGAUCCUAAAGCCCCAUGUAUGAUGAUGCGGUCUUUGCCUCCAAACACGAUUUUUGCUUGCUCCGCUCCGGUUUGCAACGAGUACUUUUCCUUUCGACGCUUUCAACUGCGGUUCUUUGUCUUUCUGUUUCCCUUUCUCUCGCUCAACUGGUCACCGUUUGCCCCAUUUCGGGUAUCGACCAUUGAUCAGGAGCGCGAGUUCGUUGUUAGUGGGGCAACGCUAGGGCGGGAUUUUGACUCCAUGAAUCUUACAAUUAACUGUAUUGCGCUGGCGGUGUGCUGCCAGGUUACAUCUAUUGUGAUAGUGGCCUGCAAAACACACCUAGGACAUGUGAGUGAUGGCCGGAUUACAUUUAUUGAGAUGGCCGUACCUUGCGUAUUGUGGGUAGUGUUGGCGUUGUUCUGUGCGGGGUACAACAGCUACUUUCGGUAUCCUCACUUUCUGGAGCGUAUGGACCGCCAGCUCACACCAAAGCUAUCGGCAUUCGCAGCAAACGUAGUGGAUGCGCGGGCGAGGGUGUGUAUCAGCACGUGGGACGAAGAAGGUCGGGGGAAGGUCAUGAACUUCCACUAUCUCUACCGCUGGCUGUUUUUUUCUGUGCUCUCUGGGAUCUUGUUCAGUUUUGCAGCACCGGUCACUCGCGUCGCGUAUGGCCACCCCCCCUUUGGCAGUGGCUUUUCAAUGUGUGUAUUACUCCUUUCUUCAUUCGCAACAUUUUUAUUCAACAUCACACUCUUGUAUUACGUGUUCAAGAUCACCGACACACAGCGAGAGAUUGCGGCAAAGCUUCGUGUGCUUUCGGAUUUAGCGUACAUCGAACAGCGAGCCAUCAUCAGACCGAGUGUUUACUUGCGACAGACUCUUGACAUGGGUGCGCGUCUGGAUACAAGCGAUCUCUUUAAUGGGUUCACCGGCUGGUAUACAACACGCUCCCUCAUCCUUUAUGGCUCCAGCUAUUCAAAUCACUUUUCGAGAUCAAGUGCCAUGAGUAUCUUUGCGACUGUUAUGCUCAUCUGCAGUAUUUCGGGAAUCUCACACGCGGUCAGCAUUCACUUGGGAUCCCCUCCGGACUCUCCUAACAAACACAUCAUAGCCCACUCCUAUGCCAUCUUUAUCUUCGCCAUCUGGGGGACUCAGCUUACUCGCUAUAUAAAUGCAUCUUCUUCCACUCAACGUGAGCUCAGACACCAUCAAUAUAUUAUGAAUUUAACCAGCAUGUACCACCGUGUGAAGCACCGCGAUGUGGAGGCGAGUGAAAUUAUCAAGCACUGCUGUGAGAUGGCGAGUGCGCAAGACUUGGAGCCGCAGUGGUUUAACUUCCCUAUGUACGCCAUCUCGAUGUUUUUUUUAGUUUUACUGAACAUGAUUGGUUUUAUUGCGAGCAUUCUCCUCCUGAUUCGAGAAAUUCAAAGAUGA